Molecule: messenger RNA, 1554 nt
Organism: Knipowitschia caucasica
Lineage: Eukaryota; Metazoa; Chordata; Actinopteri; Gobiiformes; Gobiidae
Source: the annotation of a GenBank genome assembly
AUGUUUGGGACACUGGCGGAAGACGGCUCCAGACCGUCUUCAGAGAGGGCAAAAUGCAGCGGGAUUCAUAAGAAAAUGACCCAGUGGCUUUUUUUGGAGGAGAUGGCAUUCGUGAAAGACGCACUGGAAACCCUGCAGGCCUUAUCUCUCUUUCUCCAGAGGAGAGACGCAACAGCAGUCACUGCCAACACUGAAGUGGACGUUGCUGUGAGAGCGCUUGGAGCCAUGAGACAAGUGGAUGGCACAAGCGCAAAACGCCUACAUGGGGAAUACGAGGCUUCAGAAACGUUCAAAGGAGUCAAUGUGUCUCAACCAAGCGACAGAGAUAAAAGAAAGGCAGAGGUCUUUCGCGAAGGUUUUUAUACGUCACUCGCAGAGAACAUUCAGCGCAGGCUUGAUGACAAUGGCAUUAUUUCUGCCUCUGCCGCUCUGAACCCGUCCAAUUGGCCACCUGACGAGGAUGAGCGUAUUCUCUAUGGAGACGAGAAGCUGCUCGCGAUCCAAAAAAAACUUGCUGUCGACAUCGGAGAAAGCAAUGCCAUCCUCUUAAAAGAAUUCCACGAGCUCAAAUGCCAUGGGAUCACAGAUCCGGAGCUGCUUCUUCCCGUGGGCCUGGUCCUGGGCUCCUGCCUUCUGCUGUUCCUCCUGUGUGUGUCCAUCUACAGCCUCUUCAAGGUGGACCUGGUUCUGUGGGCUCGAGGGGCCUUCUCCACACGAAAGCACAGCACAGCGACUGAUGGGAAGCUGUACGAUGCCUACGUGGCCUACCCUCAGAGCUGUGCGGCGGGUUGGACGGAUCAGGUGGAGACUUUUGCCCUCCUCACUCUGCCCCAGGUGCUGGAGGAGGCCUGUGGUUACUCCCUCUUUAUCCCAGGAAGGGACUGUCUGCCUGGUGGAGCUGUGAUAGACUCGGUGGAGGAGAACCUUCAGGCCAGCCGCAGGAUGCUCCUGCUCUACAGCGCCUCCACCUUCAGCAAGAAGAACUGCAGCAACAACAACACACUGCUGUCCAGGCCCACGGUCGACCACACAAAGACGUAUGACCAGAGAACGACCAAGACCACACUCAACAACAACACAGAGCCCCAAGACCUGAGCUCCAGCCAGGACCACCUCCAACAGAUGGAUAACGGCCAGAGCAUCAGUCUGAAGCAGCUCCACACCAAAGCUCCCCAGGACAUGAAGGGCACGGACCCCCAAGACAUGAAGGGCGCAGACCCUCAGAGCGAGCCCCAGAGCAGGGGGGACACUUGUGGCCACACUCGUACCCAGAUGGAGUGUGUGGCGGCCAUGCACAGGGCUCUGCUGGAGCGGUCUCUGAAGGUGAUCCUGGUGGAGCUGGAGGAGCUCGCGGCUCCUGACGUGGAGCAGCUCCCACAGUCUGUGCGUCACCUCAGGCAGACCCAGGGUGCUGUGUGCUGGUGGAAGACCAGCAGGAGAGCGAGGGCCCCCUGGAGGACACGGGACAUGGGGGACGUAGAAACACCGCUAUCCUCCUGUGUGAACCCCAACUCCAGGUUCUGGAAGGAGGUGCGCUACAGGAUGCCCAUCUGA